AUCUUAAAUAUGGCCUUGGGCACCAAGAAUUCUCGCUUUGGAUCAACAGAUGGAAUUCAGAUCCAUUUGAGUCUGGGAUUCCUAAUUCGUUUCAUGUUCAUUGUGUAUGGAGAGCAUCAUGACAGGACACAUGCUCUCAAGUACACAGACAUUGAUUACCAUGUUUUCACAGACGCUGCACAUGAAGUGGCAGCAGGAGGUAGUCCAUAUGAUCGACAUACAUAUAGAUAUACUCCUUUCCUGGCAUGGAUGCUUUUGCCUAAUGUAAAUUUGCAUUUCAUGUUUGGCAAGUUAAUGUUUUCAUUUCUAGACUGUGUUGCAUCAAAACUAAUCUAUCAAAUACUUUUGAUUGAUGGGCUUACCAAGUUAACAGCUCUUAGGUGUUCAUUUUUAUGGUUGUACAAUCCUUUGGUAAUAGGUGUAUCAACACGUGGCAGUGCAGAAUCUGUUAUGGCAGUCCUGGUCCUGUUAACAGUGUACAUGAUGAAGUUGCGGUUCAGUGUUCUGGCAGGCCUCUUUUUAGGAAUGUCUGUUCACUUUAAACUCUAUCCCAUUAUUUAUUGCAUCCCACUCUAUAUGUCACUAACAAAUGAUUUGCACAGUGAUUCAUUGUUGAAGAGAGUGUUACCAAAUUACACCAAGAUGAGAUUAGUUACUGGGGCAACCAUUUCCUUCUUUGGUUUAACAGGACUAGGCUUCAUACUUUAUGGGGAACAGUACAUUGAAGAAGCAUUCUUGUAUCACCUUUCUAGGACAGACACUCGGCAUAAUUUUUCAAUAUAUUUUUAUUUAUUAUACAUUGCAGCAGAUUAUCAUAUUCCAGGACUGAAUAUUGCCACAUUUGGACCGCAGCUCGUUCUCCUUAUUGCAUUAGGAUAUAAAUUUUGCCACAGACAAGAUGUACCAUUUGCCAUGUUUACACAGACUGUUGUGUUUGUUACUUUCAACAAAGUUGUAACAUCCCAAUAUUUCUUGUGGUAUUUACUUUUGCUGCCCCUAGCUGUGCCUCGCUUAAUAAUGACAAUGCAGAAAGCAGUGAUAUUGACUGUUCUCUGGGUGGCAGCUCAAGCAUCAUGGCUUCUUCCAGCAUAUUUGCUUGAGUUUCAUUCAGUAAAUGCCUUUAUCCCAAUAUGGCUUGAGAGCAUUGCUUUCUUUUGCUGUAAUGUUGGAGUGUUAAUGGCAUUGCUUUCAAGUUAUGUACCACACCAAUUAGGACACCAUCAUAGCAGUAGAAAGAAUAGAUAAAAACUGGUUAAAACUGCACAAAAAUAAGUAAAUAAAAUGAAUAUGAAUGUGAAAUACAGUGUGUAUGUCUUUAGCUAUUUAAAGGAAGCAUAUACCUUUGAAUAAGAACUGCAUUGGUUUAAUAAUAAAAAAAGUGCUUUGUAUUUCAGCAAGGUUCUUAUGGUUUGGUAAAUAGUUUAGUUUCUUGCAUCACAUUUGUUGCUGUAGCUAAACAGUUUUGUUAAAGUAGUAACAAAUGGUAUUUAAGUAAAAAACAGUUGAAUGAUAAAUGUUUAUUUUACUUGAACUAAAUAAAGUAUUUUCUUAAUGUUGCCUAGCAAAUUCUCAAAAUUCACUGAUAAAAAUGUUUGCAUCAUUUUCAUGUUACAGAUGGUUUAGUAAGGUUGUUGAUUAUGCAUUGACACAGCCUAUACUAGAGCUUAUUGAAGUGUAUAUUGUAAAUAAAGACACUUGUAAAA
Penaeus indicus is the source of this 1703-nucleotide messenger RNA. RefSeq names its product GPI mannosyltransferase 1-like (gene PIG-M). Lineage: Eukaryota; Metazoa; Arthropoda; Malacostraca; Decapoda; Penaeidae. Gene Ontology annotation, cellular component: glycosylphosphatidylinositol-mannosyltransferase I complex; membrane. Gene Ontology annotation, biological process: GPI anchor biosynthetic process. Gene Ontology annotation, molecular function: GPI mannosyltransferase activity; alpha-1,4-mannosyltransferase activity. The record is from RefSeq and is a predicted model, not a curated record. Bases 10 to 1245 code for a protein of 411 amino acids. The transcript has a single exon.